UGUGUCAGAAUCAAAGCCAGCCUGUGUGUGUGGACCGCUCCUCCGACGUGCUGCUCUGCUUGGUGAGGAGGUGGGACCAGUUUCCAGAGGCGGGUGCAAAGAGUGAUCUCACCCAGACGGGGUGGGAGGAGUGAGUGACGUCUUUCUGGUAAAAGUCAGAAAGGGAGGGGAAGGGCAGAGGGAGAAAAAGGAAGCUCUCCGAUCAGUAUUUUGUGUAUAUUUGAACUAAAGUUAAACAAACUUGGACAAACUGAAGCUUGUGCCUGGAGGAGCGGAGGGGGUCGGGAUGCUGGACCGGGGGAUCUGAUGGACAGGAAGGACAGCACUUUGUCAGCAGUUGUGCAAAGCUGAUGACAACAUAAAUUAUUAACACUUUUACAGGCCUCAGGCCUCGAGUGACCACAGAAAGGUAAGCAGAAGGAAAAUCGUUCUUCCUUGGAAACUUUCAGAGAUGGAGGGGUGUGUGUGUGUGUGUGUGUCGUUAUGCUCAUCUCAUGUCUUUGCUUGUGGGUGGAAAAUUCCCGGAGUGUGUUGUGUGUGAACUUACAGUUGAUUGUUUGACGCUGGGUGGAAGAACAGGAACAGAGCUGUGUUACAGCUCAGCCUGAAGGGACUCCUCAGUGUUUGUGUUGCCUCUCUGACCCAGGAGCACAAAAACUCCUGUUGAUUCAGUCAUUUUCCCUUCUGACCCCUCAGAUCCUGCACAGAAAGGGGGGAUAAAAGCAAAAACCAUGUCUUCUGACCUGGACUCCAGUCUCACCAGCAUCGACUGGCUGCCCAAACUGGGAAUCAGCAGCCUGCGCUCGGGGAAAGAGAGGGGAGGGGGAGAGAAGAAGAGAGACAGAGGGAGGGAGAGGGGGGACUUCAUACCCUCAGUGCCGAGCCCCUCGCCCUCAUACUGUAAAGGGAAGCCCCCUCACAGCUACGCCACCCUCAUCGCCAUGGCCAUAGCGGCUGCACCUGAGAGGAAGCUGAGCCUGAACGACAUCUACACCUGGAUCAGCGACACCUUCCCGUACUACAGCCGGGCGGGCCGAGGAUGGAAGAACUCCAUCCGACACAACCUGUCCCUGAACAAGUGCUUCAGGAAGGUUCCUCGCCCACAGAGCGACCCUGGCAAGGGCUCCUAUUGGACGAUGGAUGGACCAUCAGAUGUGACUGAAGUGAGGGCCCCUAAGCGACCCUAUCCCAAAGAUGAUGAAGACGACGAAGAAGAAGAGGAGGAUGAGGAUGUUCCUCAGCCGGCUCAGACAGACGCAGCGAGAGGACCGUCUCCUCAUCAGACUCUAAGUUCUCCUUUAGUGGGACCCCCUCAGCGGCACUCCCCCCACUCUCCCGUCCCGUACAAGCAACCGUCACCUUAUGUGCCAGCCCACACUCCUCCUGCCUCCUGUUUAUCUGUCCCCCAAUCAGCCGGGCUUUCACCUGCGGCCCCGGGGUCACCCAUCAGCUCCUUUGCUCCUCCCCACCCGCUUGGCUCCGCCUUUUCCCACCCCACCGUGUCUGUUGCUCCAUCGCCUGCCGUCAACGUGUCCUCGGCCUCUCCAGCUGCGCCCUCGUUCUCUGAGGCGGAGCUGUCCUUCCCCGCCGCUGUAGGUCCGCUACCUGUCCCCAAUCCGCUACCUGUCCCCAAUCCGCUACCUGUCCCCAAUCUCCUACCUGUCCCCAAUCCGCUACCUGUCCCCAAUCUCCUACCUGUCCCCAAUCCGUUACCUGUCCCCAAUCUCCUACCUGUCCCCAAUCCGCUACCUGUCCCCAAUCUCCUACCUGUCCCCAAUCUCCUACCUGUCCCCAAUCCCCUACCCGUCCCCACUUUUUCCUGCAACUCCACGCUGUCUGUUUACUCCUCCUCAUCUUCAUCUACAUCUGCCGUUGCUGUUGCAUCAUCGAACGCCUCCACCGAUCCCCCACUGCGUUUCUCCUUCGAUGAGCUGAACAUACCCGACUUGUACGCGUCUUUCAAGUCUCUGUUUAAGACCAUGCGAGAGAGAGGGGGGUCGCUCUCUGAUGUGGUUCCUCUGGUUCUCCCGAGUAAUGACACUACACCACUUCAUACUCCCACUCUGCUGCCGAUGUCCCCCUAUCCAACACCUGCACCACCUGCAGCACCCGCACCACCUCCAACAGCUGCCCAGGCUGCACACCCGCCUGAAACCGAGCGUAUUCCACAAUGCACAGUGCCGCCCGACUGGUUCAGUAACACAGACUCUCUGAAGGAGAGCUUUCGAAUCGCCAGCAACCUGGACUGGGCAAAUAUAGACCUCUCUAGUCAUCCAGACCUGCUGGAGAGCAUGAAGAAGGCGGAGCUCUGCGACUGGGCCCUGGACCCGGCACUCUUCACGUCCCUCUGUGACUCUCUGAACCGCUUCUUUUUCGACAAAGGCAUGAUCAGCUCCGCCAGCAGCUCCCCCGUCACACCCGGUGCGCCUCACCCGCUGCAAGCACCGCCGCUGGCGUCCCACCCACCCCCUACCCUCACCAACCUCACCCACCCUUCACCCCUCCCUUACCCCCCUGCCGGUCUCCCCACCAACGGAUCCCAGCCGCCUCACAGGCCUCUGUCUAUGCAAGGACCUGUUUUUCUGAGACCACAUUUGGUACACCCUGCUAACACAGCUCCUGGGAUCCAGCCUCAGGCUGUGGUGCCACGACCACGUCCCCCACUAAAGCAUCUGAAAAGCAACAGUGAAGAAUUCCAGGAUGACUUCGACUGGGAUUCUCUCGUUUGACUCUGACUGUCUGGAGAAUUAUAAUAAAAGAAAUCUUGCUUUUUCCAGAAGCAAGUCUGGAAUCAAGCUGGUCAUAUGGCUGAAUGUGUGUGCUGUAAUGAUUAUUCUGUUGUAGGUAAUAGUUGAAAUUUAAAAAUGUAAAACUUCAAAAAAAGUGUCCAUUUUCUCCAGAGGAUAAAGUACGAAGGAAGUAGCACACAAAUCUCGUGUUUUUGUUUUAUUUCAUAAAUUUCUUUAGAUUUUUUUCUUAAUAUUUUUGUUUUUAUUUUUCAAAUGUGAAUGUUCACAGUUGACACCACACAAAAAUUCAACCUUACCCAAUAAAAGAUUUUUUUUGUUAUAAAAUAAUAAAUUCAUUAAACUAAAAGUAUGGAG
Molecule: messenger RNA, 3104 nt
Organism: Austrofundulus limnaeus
Lineage: Eukaryota; Metazoa; Chordata; Actinopteri; Cyprinodontiformes; Rivulidae
Gene: foxj2
Product: forkhead box J2
Exons: 9
Coding region: 732-2729 (665 amino acids)
Biological process (GO): regulation of transcription by RNA polymerase II
Cellular component (GO): nucleus
Molecular function (GO): DNA-binding transcription factor activity, RNA polymerase II-specific; RNA polymerase II cis-regulatory region sequence-specific DNA binding
Source: RefSeq, a predicted model, not a curated record